Molecule: messenger RNA, 479 nt
Organism: Nannochloropsis gaditana CCMP526
Exons: 2
Source: RefSeq, a predicted model, not a curated record
CACAAGGUACAAUGCGACGAAGGCACCUUGGAGCGAUCAUAUUGAUAUGCAGCGGCACAUUAUCGUCCGCUUUCACAGUCCCAUUGCGGCCGUGGGAAUCUUGCGGCAGUGUGAUUUAUCCGCAGCGGCUCCCCCAGUCGGCACGGGCGAUGUCGACGCUUGAUGUAAGCAGCCGCAGAAGACCGGUGGGGUCUUUUUUUAAGCGGGGGAGUGCGCUGCUCAGAGCAGCCGGUGCAGCAGCAGAGACAGGGAAGGAGGUCGACGCUACCAAGCUGGCCGCCGAGCUGACAGCGAUCAAGCCCAUGAAAAUAAAGGAGAUCAAGGCGGAGUUGGAGGAGCGUGGGGUGGAUUGGAAGGAUUUACUGGAGAAGGAGGAGUUCAUGCACAGGCUGGCCUCGGCGAGGGUGCAGGGGAUCACGAAGCCUCCACCCUCUGUGGAGGAGACGAAGGAAGAAGCGGCAAGCACAGUAGGAGGAGAC